ACAAAAUCCAUGUUUGUUUUACUGCAGCAGAAUUGUGUUCAUGCACAGUGUGAUAUUUCAGUGUCUGAGAAGCAGUGAGCAAGACAGCAGUGAUCAACCAUAAUCUUAAUUCCCAGCCCAGAAGAUCUGAGUUUAAGGAAAGAAAAAGUCAUAAAUGAUCAAACAAAGGAAUUACUUCAAAGAGGAGGUGUAAGGCAAAAGUCUCACUUGAACGUAAAGGUACUCAAGUUCUCACACCGGUGUUUUUCUUUGAAAAGAAGAUCUAAACUUUUAAAACCAGACGGUGCUUUUUAGAGAACACAAACGGGGAGAGGAGGGGAUAAACUAAAAUAACCGAAGCAGUGAUGAAGGACUCGACUCUGUGUCUUUUGAAAGAGCAGUGUAGAAAUCUUUUCUGUUGAAAGCCCCCAAGCAACUACUGAUCUAGCUUUUGACUAAACAAAUUGAUUUCUGUGAGGAAGAAGCAACCCUGAAACUUCCUGUGGUUCUGGGCUGACUGAGAAGUGAGGGGUACGGGGGCUGGACCUGUUGGGGGUGUGAUGUGAGCAGAAUGAACGUGUCUGGAGGUUUAAUUGAACACGUGGCUCCCUGGGGAGGUGUAGAGGAGGUGCUGUAGGGCAGGGGAGCAGCUGUGCAGAUACCCUGGACUGAACUUUGCUGCCUUUCAGAUCUCAGUUCCUCAGUCCUACUGCACAUCACAUCCGGUCCCAAGCAGGAGGAGCUGCACUUGUCCGUGUAGGAUGUUCACUGAAGCUCCUGAAGGAAAGGGAGUUCUGCCGUCUCGGUUUGGACUCAGUGGUCUUCGUGAGUCCCUUCCAGGUCAGAAUAUCCAGUGAUUCUGUGACCCCCACAUGACCCUGGUGUAGCUGCCCAGGAGGAGUUCCUUGCAUGUACCUCUGCCACUUUGUAAAUCACCACUAAGGACAUCUGCCCCAACCUUGGAUCUGUGUUGGAGGCUCUUCAUUUGACUUCAAACACAUUUGGGACAGCUCCUGCCUCACAUUUCCCUUUCCACUACUGCUGAACUUCUGUUGAUGCCACCAGCUGUUUCUCUUCCAGGGCAGAACUGUCACAUUUAUAACUGAAAAAACCCAGCCAAAAACAGGAGCCUUUUAGCCUCCUGCCAUACCUCUGCUACAAGGCCUCAGCCAGCAGGGGCCAUGCGAUGCUCCCUGAAACGCUCCCUCAUGGUUCUGCUCGCUGCCUCCUUCCUCCUCCUCCUCCUCCUCCAUGGGGGCAGCCGGCAGGAACAGGAUCCCCUGAAGGUGCAGCUCAGGGGCCUGGCUCCUGACACGAUCCUGCAGCUGCUGCAGCCAGAGGGAGCCCAGCACAUCCUCAGGGACACAGACGAGCUCUCUGCACUCCACAACGUCUCCUACCAGCUCCUUGCUGGCUCCCUGGCUCCCCGGAAAAAAUUCCUGGCAGUGGGAAUGGCAUCUGUGCAGAGGCCACGUGGUUUCUACCUGCUGGCCACGCUCCAGUCCCUGUUCAGCCAGUCCACGGAGGAGGAGCUGCAGGAGAUGGUGGUGGUGGUGCACCUGGCUGACACCGACCCCGGCUGGAACGUGCGCGUUGCCGCCACCAUCGCCCAGAAGUUCGCUCACCACAUCCUCCUGGGUCGGCUCCUGCUCAUCCACGCUCCCCCUGAGUUCUACCCCACCCUGGAAGGCCUGAAGAGGAACUUCAAUGACGCCGAGGAGCGAGUGAGGUUCCGCUCCAAGCAGAACGUGGACUAUGCCUUCCUGCUUGCCUUCGCCGCCAACCUCUCCUCCUACUACCUAAUGAUCGAGGACGACGUGUGGAGCGCCAGGUCCUUCCUGACAGCCAUCCGCAGGGCACUGGCUUCCCAGCAGGGCUCCAACUGGGCCACCCUCGAAUUCUCCAAGCUGGGCUACAUUGGGAAGCUCUACCGCUCCAGUGAUCUUCCUCGCCUGGCUCGCUUCCUCCUCCUCUUCUACCAGGAAAUGCCCUGUGACUGGCUGCUGGUCCACUUCCGCCAGCUGCUUGCCCAGAAGGACGUGAUCCGCUUCAGGCCGUCCCUCUUCCAGCACAUGGGCUUCUACUCCUCCUUCCAGGGCACUGUCAACCGGCUGGAGGACGAGGAUUUCCAGGCCGAUGCCUCGGACCUCCCAGACAACCCGCCGGCAUCCCUGCACACCAGCAUGUCCGUCCUUGAGAACUACGAGCCCCACAAGGCCUACAGCUCAGCACAGGGCUACUUUUGGGGCAAAGCCCCAGCAGCUGGUAGUACUUUUUCCAUCGUGUUCCAGCAGCCAGCCCACGUCAGCCGUGUCCGGGUGCGCACGGGCUCUGUGGAGCGCCCGGGCGAUUUCCUGCACGCAGGGCUGCUGGAGCUGGGCUGGAGCCGGCACCACAGCCAGGACUGCUCCUCCUAUGUCCCCGUGGGCUCCUUCAAGAGAGGGACCCUGGAGCAGCAGGGCCUGGAGACCGUCCUGCCUGGGCCCGUGGAGUGUGUGAGGAUCCGGGUGACCCAGGACCAGAGCGAGUGGCUCAUCAUCCAGAGCAUCGACAUCUGGACCACAGCAGGCACUUGAGCACAACAACUGUGGCAGGAUGUCAAACCUGCAUUUGGUUCUAAGAGGUCCUUUAUUUUUCACAUUCCUUUUUUGGAUAAGAAAUUAAAUUACUGACUCCCACAGCCCCAUGUCUGGAGAGAUGGGAACCACUGCUGUGGGCUGUGGAUGGGUUUAGGAGUGGGACCCAUCAGGAUGUGCC
Pseudopodoces humilis (Tibetan ground-tit) is the source of this 2736-nucleotide messenger RNA. Its product is annotated as alpha-1,6-mannosyl-glycoprotein 4-beta-N-acetylglucosaminyltransferase-like. NCBI's taxonomy places the organism in Eukaryota, Metazoa, Chordata, Aves, Passeriformes, Paridae. The record is from RefSeq and is a predicted model, not a curated record. Gene Ontology annotation, molecular function: acetylglucosaminyltransferase activity. Gene Ontology annotation, biological process: protein N-linked glycosylation.